Molecule: messenger RNA, 2018 nt
Organism: Ectocarpus sp. CCAP 1310/34
Lineage: Eukaryota; Phaeophyceae; Ectocarpales; Ectocarpaceae
Source: the annotation of a GenBank genome assembly
CCAUCACGACACUGCCUCACCGCCCGCGUCUCUGUGCCUAUCUGCCUCACCUCUUUCCGCAAAUCUCCCGCCUUCCUUGUGCAACACUCACCAAGAUGGCGGAGCAAACCUUUGAUAAGAAGAGGCGGUUGGAUGAAGACGGAAACGCCUCGGCGUUCGCCGACAACACAGCAGAGAGUCGCAAGGAGAAGCUGGAGACCUGGCUCAAGCCCCUUGACAACGAGCAGCUGGUCAAGCUCCUCCUUGACAUGUACUGGGUCUGUGAACCCUGGUGCAUUCGACGAGAUCCACCGGGCCUGCGAUGAUAUUCCGGUGAACAAGAAGAUUUUCGUUCGCGGUCUACCAUGGGAAACCAACGACCAGUCCCUUCGUGCAGUCUUCGAGCAAUACGGAGAGAUCGCCGAGGCCACCGUGGUGAUGGACAAGAUGACACAAAAAUCGAAGGGGUACGGCUUUGUUACCUUCAAGAGCAUGGACGGCGCUCAUGCGGCUCUGGAAAAUCCUGAGAAGAUGAUCGACGGGCGGGUGAGCUUGUGCAACUUGGCGGCCCUGCGCUCCUCUCAACCGCUGCCUCAAAGGGCUGGUGGCGGGAUGCAAGGCGGCGUUAUGCAGGGUGGAGCGGGUGGCAUGAUGGGUGGCGCCGUGGGUGGAUCAGGAGAGGACAUCAGUGCCAGGAAGAUCUUCGUCAGAGGACUCUCGUGGGACACUACGACGGAGUCACUGCGCACGAUGUUCUCUCAAUUCGGCGAACUGGAGGAUUGUGUGGUGACAACUGACCGCGCGUCGGGCAAGUCCAAGGGAUACGGCUUUGUUACCUUCCGCUAUGCCGUCAACGCUGCUGCUGCCGUUGCUGAGCCGGAGAAACAGCUUGAUGGUCGCCUGACCCACUGCAACAUCGCGGCUGAGGGAGCUUCGGGCAGGAAGAACCAGAACUACGGUGGACCUCAGGCCGGUCAGCACUGGGGCAUGAUGGGUCAGCAGCAGCAAUACCCUGCUCAAGGUCAAGGCUCUGGUCAGUGGGGUGUUGGCGGCGAUGGUCAAGCCCAAGGCUUCGGCGGUCAGGGACAGUGGGGCCAGCAGCAGCAGUUCGGCGCACCUCAGGGUGUGCAGCAGGCGUAUGGCAACGGUGCGUAUGCAGGAGGCGCUGCUGCGUACGGCACUAACGGUGGUGCAUACCAAGGCCAGACUACCCAGGCUGCCGGAGGAGCGGGUGCAUGGGGCGGACAGCAGGGAUACUGAUCCCCCUCUUCGAUGUGCAAACUGCCCGAGGGAGCCGAUGGUUCCUUUGCGAUUUUUUGCUUCAAUUGGUAGAAAGUAGCGUGGACAAAAGGCAUCGUGGUUGUAAUGGAGGGAUAUGACUUCAGAGCUUCUACCGUCUUCAUAAGUCUAAGCUCAAGGCACUCAGUCAGAGGAUGAACGACACGAAGGACACGGCCACAGAAGAGGAUCCAUAUUGUGAGUUUGCGUUAGGACAGGGUUUGGCUCAGCGGCCGCAUUGAUUGCUUGAUUCACGCCAGGGAGAGCGAUUACAAAAAUGUGGAGCCUGCAUCCGUCCCCUCCCUCGAGCUGCAGAGCUGUUCCUAUUCCUAUUACACAUGCAUUUGGCUACAGUUGCGAGCCACGAAUGUAAUUGGACAUGAUCCGGGUUUUGUAAAGGAAUGGAGAGCUGUACUAAUAUCGAUAUAAAGUGAAUCUGUGUCUCGGUCAUUCUGUGGGUGAAAACGAACACAUGCCAUCACAUGUGUGCAGAAAACUACACGUAGUCGAAUGGUGACUCGGGGGUGUCUUGCAAUGGUUUGGAGGAAACAGUUUCUGUGCUUAAAUGUCACAAGCAACCGAUUGCUGUUCUGGACAUUGGAGAGCAGUGCGGAAAAACAAUUUUGCGUGCUCUGCCUAGGGUGAGAUAUUUGCAUUCACUCUUUUUAAGUCACCGCCUUGGUUGUACAAAACACUUCCGCACCCCCUGGGUAGCAGGUCACACAAAAAGAGAAAACAUGACCAAGUGGCUCCGCGAUAAU